AUGGUUCAGCUAUACAUCUUUGGAUUGCUUCUCGCAGUCGGAUUCCUUCAGGCUAGUCCUGUCGACUCCGAACUUGCUUAUAUCGAAGAUAUUCGCAGUGCUUCCCCAAGAAUCGUAGGCGGCUGGGAGGCCAAAGAUGGACAGUUCCCGUACACCGUGAGCAUCCGCAUGGUAGGACCUACUGGUGGUGUCGGCGCUUGUACCGGGUCCAUCCUCACCAACCAAUGGAUCCUUACUGCUGCCCAUUGCCUUGCCAGACGUUUCACGUACGUAGUCCGUCUGGGUCAGACCAAUAUCACUAAACCUGGUUAUAUGGUGGAGGCAACGGAGCGCUACAUACAUGAGGGUUACAACCAGGAGAGUACUGGAGUGCAGACUGAGGACAUCGGCCUGCUGAAGCUGGACCAUUAUAUUCCUUAUGGAGACUCCAUCCAGCCCAUCAGGAUCCAGAGCAGCCAGCGUAAGAACGUGGAGUACGGCGAUGUUCAGCUGACCCUCAGCGGCUACGGACGUACUGAUGAUUGGUGGGCCGGUGGCAUAGUCCCAGACAUCCUGUACUGGACAUACCAGCGCGGUAUGACGCAGCAGGAGUGCAGGACCUGGUACCCCAACAGCCAGGUCAUCAACGUGCAGACCAUCUGCUCGCAGUACUAUGAUGAUCCCAGCCAGAACCCUUGCACGGGUGACAGCGGUGGUCCCCUCACCAUGGUGGACGUGGACGGCAAGGUGACGCAGGUCGGCAUCAUGAGCUUCGGCUCACAGCGCGGUUGUAACACGCCCAACCCACAAGGUUUUGUCCGCCCGGACUACUACCAGGAUUGGAUAGAGAAGCAGACUGGCAUCAGCUUUGACUGGGAUGUCGAAGAGUUGGAGAGCUUGCAAAACAAUGUGUUAGCAUAAAAAUAGCUUAAAUUACCUAUUAACAUUGUAAAUACAAUAAAAUACAGACGAACAAAAAAGGAAGCGAGUAACA
Molecule: messenger RNA, 973 nt
Organism: Helicoverpa zea (corn earworm)
Lineage: Eukaryota; Metazoa; Arthropoda; Insecta; Lepidoptera; Noctuidae
Product: collagenase-like
Exons: 8
Coding region: 1-900 (299 amino acids)
Biological process (GO): proteolysis
Molecular function (GO): serine-type endopeptidase activity
Source: RefSeq, a predicted model, not a curated record